Molecule: messenger RNA, 2341 nt
Organism: Biomphalaria glabrata
Lineage: Eukaryota; Metazoa; Mollusca; Gastropoda; Planorbidae
Product: DDB1- and CUL4-associated factor 10-like
Exons: 8
Coding region: 132-1928 (598 amino acids)
Cellular component (GO): Cul4-RING E3 ubiquitin ligase complex
Molecular function (GO): protein binding
Source: RefSeq, a predicted model, not a curated record
UCUGUGAUUGAGAUAGUAACUUUUCAGUGAAGGAAACUCAUUUCAACUGGUAGGAAUAAAAAAUAUCACCGGAAGCGACAAAUCAAUCUACAUCUUAAUACUAUAAAGUAGAAAUUAUCAUCAAGGCAAGAAUGAAUACCUUUUUGUUAGACUACAUUGGAGCUAGAGAAUUAGGAAAACCAAAAAUACUGAAUUGGAAGGAACAUUUAUACUCAUCCCUAUAUGCAGCUGUGAAACCCACACAAGUCACUGAAACAACACCAUCUGAAGGACUUGAUUGGGGGGCUAUUUUUGGUUUUGGAUUUUCUCCUGAUGGAUCUUUGUUAGCUGCAGCCUGUGAAAACAAAUGUAUGCUGAUGUAUGACCCGCAUAAUGCAAGACUUAUAAAUCGUAGAUUUAAAACUCAUACAGACUGUGUAAAUUGUAUAAGAUUCCUAGAUGACAGAAUGUUUGCUACUUGUUCAGAUGAUAACACUGUUAGAUUAUGGGAUACCAGAUUUCUAAAUCAUGAAAUCAAGAUAAUGAAAGGCCACACUAGCUGGGUGAAGAGUAUUGAAUACUGUUCUUCAGAGGGAAAGCUUUUAACUUCAGGAUUCGAUGGAAACAUCUUUAGCUGGAACAUUAACAAUUAUUCAGAAACUGAGAAAGGUGAACUUCUUUUGAAUGCUAAUGGUAUCAUGAGAAUGAAAGUAACGCCAGAUGAAAAGAAAAUGAUCAUUGCUACAAUUGGAGGGUUUUUAUUGUUGAUCCAUGAUCUUGACUUAGUUACUCUGAGGGAGGAUCUCAAGGGCUUUAAACCAAACUUCUACUACGCCAUGGAUUUGUUCAAUAAAUUUUCAUACAACACUUCUAAAAGUAAUCCUGUUUUCAUACGAGAAAGAAACAGGGUUGAAAUAAUUAGUGAUUUCCCUGGUGAUGAUACUGCAGAGUCCAUUUCAACUAUACAGGUUCAUCCUCAAGGAUGGUGUAUAGCUUCCAGAAAUACAACUUCAGAUGAGAAGUCAGAGUGGACAAGUAUCCAUGAUAUCCAGACAUUGGAUAAUCAAACUGAUUCAGCAUCAUCAGAUGAAGAAACUUCAGGCCCUAGCAGCUCAGUAAAUAGACAUGCAUCUGAAAGGUGGUAUUUAAAUCCUCGUCCAAUAUUUGAUUUAUGGCGGAUGGAGAAUGUGGAGUUGAAUGAAAGGAGCAGUGAUGAGGAACUAAGUGAGGAUAGCCGUGAUUAUGCUGACCAAAAUUUUCCUUUUAACUCUCCAAGUCCUCAGACAGAUUCAUCUAGCAGUGAAUUCUUGAUCCCGAUUUCUCAAAACCAAAGAAAUGAUAGUGAUAGUGUUAAUGAAAGCAAUAGCUAUAAUACUUUCCGUCAAACCUUGGGCAACUCAUUCAUCAACUUACUGAAUGACAGUCUGAUGUAUUCCAACCCUACACAUAUCAGUGGUUCCCAGGACACUCACAACAGUGGCCCAAAUAUUGGUUCCCAGGCCAAUGUUACUAGUGAGAUUGCUGGAUCUUCACCUCGGGUGCCUACUGCAUCUGAGGAAGAAAGACCUGAAGUAGAUGGGACUGCUCAUAGGCGACACUUACUUUCCAACAGCCGAAAAGCAAAAGCCACAAAAUACAAAAAGCGGAGAUUGUUGUUUUAUUCUGAGGAGCCCAAUGUAGGGCGUGGGUUUAUAAAAGAACAAAGCUUCAGCUCUGAUGGCAAAGUGUUAGCUUCACCCUUUGCCAACAGUGUUAGGCUGUUGGGAUUUAAUCACUCCUGCUCUGAACUUUGUGACAUUGUGCCCAAAAAGCCAAGGCAGCUCUGCCAAGUGGCAAUGACAGUGGGCCACAGCAGCACCAUUCUAGCCAGUACAUUCUCUCCUGUACAUUGUAUGUUUGUUGCUGGGGCAAGAGACGGCAGCAUCUGUUUUUGUUCUCCACGGUUUUAAUGACUCACUGCCAUUAGCCCCCUGUAUAUACAAUAGAUUUAUUUUAUUGUAGUAAGUUUUGUUAAACAGUCAGUCUUUCAUAAAAUAUAAAAAUGGCUUGUAACUUUUAGUGUUAUGUUUCAUUUGUGUUAUAAGUGCAUGAUAUUACAGAAGUAAAUACAUAAAAAAAAAGCAGUUUCCUAAGAUAUAAUGCAUUCAACUUUAUCAUUUGCUCCAAGUGACAAAAGAAAAGAUGUUUUUUAAAUCAUUGGAUUACAAUGAAACUAAUCACUGUACUUCAAAACAGUGGUGAACAUAUUCAUUAGUACAGUCAGGACUAAUGUGAUUUAGAAUAAAUUUGAAUAAACACAAAAUUAUUUUUGGUCUUUGACUCCUUAGAUGGCUUUGUGCCAUGAGAUUUUGCAACAGUAUCA